Molecule: messenger RNA, 3284 nt
Organism: Mytilus trossulus (common blue mussel)
Lineage: Eukaryota; Metazoa; Mollusca; Bivalvia; Mytilida; Mytilidae
Exons: 10
Coding region: 97-3063 (988 amino acids)
Biological process (GO): protein phosphorylation
Molecular function (GO): ATP binding; protein kinase activity
Source: RefSeq, a predicted model, not a curated record
AUUAUCACUAGCAUUCUCUUGCUGAAUCGGAACAUUCUGAGUAAUUAAAGAAUACAAGAUUGAAGAUUUCUAGACGUUAAGCGACAUUAUAUAAAAAUGUCUUCUAAGGAGUAUACAAUUGAAUGUCGAGACGAUAUUAUCCGUAUUCCUGAUGAAUCUGCAGGGUUGAAAUGUGCAAGAUCGUGGGGAAUAAAUAUUAAAGGAAUGGAUGUAAAGGAUGAGAUUAUUAAAGUGUUGUUGAUUGAAUGGGACAAGAAACAUCAACAUCCUGGUGGAGGCGGGGGAGGAAUAGUUUUGCAUCAAGACUUGCUAUACCACAGGGGAAAUACAGAGAAAUUAAUGAAACUAUACGACAAAGUUUUAAACUUUUAUAAAGAUCUGCCAGUCAACUUCCAACAAAACUUGAACAGCAUAUUUCCAGAUGUUGAAAAAACAUCAAAGUUCAAGCGUUCAGAGUUAUUAUCACCUGAAUGUUACAUUCUUGUUGCAGGUGAAGCAACAUCAGGAAAAAGUAGUCUUAUAAACUUAUUGCUGGAAGCUGAUAUUCUUCCUACAAGUGGUAUUAAAUGCACACAAACAGUCUGCGAAAUUCGAAAGAGCAAAGAUGGUCGAAAGAAGGCAAUCUGCUUUGGGGCGAAUGGCGGAAAGGAAGUAAAACUAGAUCUGAGUACAAAGGAUGGACAAGAAAAGUUAAAGAGUAACAUUACUUAUGAAGACAAUUUUGGUGACAAUCCUUUCGAUAAAAUUGAAAUAUAUUGGCCAACUGAAAUUAUUGAGGAAGGUCUUGUUAUAAUAGACACUCCUGGUUUUGGUGAAAUCCAGAUGCAUCAGUCUUUUCAAAAGUACCUUUCAAAGUCAUGUGGCUUCAUUUAUGUUGUAAAUACAUCAAAUGCAGGUGGCGUCCAGAGAGGGAGGCUGAAAGAUUUUCUGCGAAAUGUGGAAAAUACUUUAGACGAAGAAUUCAGCCCAUCUUCAACAUUGUUUGUAUGCAAUAAAUGGGAUGUCGUGCCAAUUAAGGACCGAGAAGAAAUAAAACGAAAUAUUUUGUACAAACUAGAGCCAAUUUUUCAGGGACUUCGAGAGGAACAAAUAUUCUACUUUUCAACUACAGAGGCAAAACGGGCAUUGGAAUACGGAGCCAUGGAUCCUGCUCAUAAAGAUUUUAUUUCGAAAGGAUUACAGAAUUUGUUUCCUGCAAGUUUACGACAACAACUCAAUUCACAUUACUGCUGGUUGUCUCAAAUAGUUAAAAGAGCCAAUUAUACCCUUAAAGUUUCAAAGACCAUAGACGCUGUUGACAAACAAGAAAUGACGAAACAGAUGGCAGAAAUCAAACGAAAUAUGCACGCUUUGGGGGAGAAAUCUAAACAAACCAUUGACGAUCUCAGAAGGGAACUACAGUAUGAGAUAAUGCAGUUGCACAAAACAACAAGUGAAGUUUUAAGGUCACCGAGCAUGCGAAGCAUAUUGAAUGACUGGAAACAGGAUGAAUGUCCACGGCCUGGUAAUUAUAAGAAGUUAGCAAAGGAAGCAGCUGACAAAAUUUCCAGUAAAGUUUCAGCAGAGCUUAAUAAAUGGGAAAAGGAGCAACGAGUUGUCCACUCACUCAAAGAGAAAAUGAUAAAGAAAUUCAAACGAGAUUGCGACCUUCUAGAGGACCAAAUUGAAGCUAUAGAAGGUACUUUUCUUGGAGAACAUGAUAAAAAGAUUGUUAGGGACCUCUACAAAUCAAUAAAGAAGCAAGCACCUGUCAAAAGUAUAUGGAAAAAAGCAAAGAGAGAUGAUGUAGAUGAGAUCAAAGGCUUAGGCGGAGCUGUAGCAGUCGUGUGUUCAGCAAUAGCAGGCAACAAACAAUUUAGAGAAAAAUUUAAAAGUUACAAAAAAGAAAAUAGUACAAAGAAAAUGGCUGAAGCAACAGACCUGUUUAUUAAAUCAAUUGUACAAGGAAACGAACUACAAGACAAAAUUUCCCACUAUCUUAAGAAACUGGUGAAAGGCGUGGAUGAGAUUGCCAAGAAAAUCCCUGAAUUUCUUAAAGCAGAUAGCCAGCUAUUAGAAAAACUGACACACAGUGUAAGAAAGGCAGACGAUAACUUGCAUACGAUGUAUCCACAGUUUAUUUCCUCAGGUCAGACUAUUCAGGGUGAAUUGGACUUGUUUUUCGUAUAUCACAUCAUGGACAUGGACUACAGAUUAAGUGACGUCGAAUGGGACAGAGAUGAUCUUUUAGGAAGUGGAGCGUUUGCAGACGUGUUCAAAGGUCAACUUAAACUACCUAACCAGAAUGAAAAUGUUGCACUGAAAUAUUGCAAAGAUCCAUUGUCGGAGAAGGUUAUAUCAGACAUUUUAUUAGAAGAUAGAACAUUAAGGGAACUACAGCAUCCGAAUAUUAUACAAUAUUAUGGAUGCACAUUACAACAGAGCGGUAAAACCAGGAGAAUGGUUCAUUGGAUUAUGAUAAUGGAAUACUGCGAUGACACACUGAAAAAUAAAUUUAUUAACCCAGACUACGAAAACCCUGGUAAAGUGGAGAUAUACUCUGUACAAUUAGAACAAAUGGAGGAGCUUGCAAGAUAUGCUGCCCAGAUAUGUGAAGGACUAGAGUUUCUCCAUAAGAAGAAAAUGGUUCAUCGUGAUAUGAAAUUAGAAAACAUUUUGACGGUGAAAAAAGAUGGACAUGACGUAGUCAAACUUACCGAUGUAGGGUUGACAAAGAGGGAGGAUCACAUUGGUGGAUCAAUUCUAGGUUCACCUGUGUAUAUGGCACCGGAAGUACUGGUUCCGAAAGGAAUUUAUGACAGAAGAGCAGAUAUUUAUGCACUCGGAAUAAUGCUUUGGGAGAUGUGGUAUGGCAUCGAUGCAGCAGAUCAUAUACAACAACAACUGUAUACCUCCCUGGAAAGGGCGGUAGUGGACGAAGGACUGCGACCAUCGUUAUCAUUGAAAUAUAAACCAGAUGAAAAUUGGCAAAAUCUAAUAAAAGCAUGCUGGGCUAAAGAUCAAAAUCUGAGACCCGAAGCUACAGAUAUAAAAAUAUUUUUUGAAAAAUUUCUACGACAUUAGUACAAGGAUAUAAAAAUUGCAAUUUGUUCUGAAUUAUUUUUUGUUUGCGGAGGUAGUGACUAUGGCAUGUGGUUUGCUAUAGCUUAAGGGAAAACACUAUUGACGAGCUGAUACAGUACAUAACUCAAUAUAAAGGGGCAUAGACACUUUUGAUAAAAUAAAUAGUAAAACACUUUGAAAUGCAUAAUAUGUAGAUUUGAAAUUAAUAAAAGUGAACAAUA